Molecule: messenger RNA, 837 nt
Organism: Lachancea lanzarotensis
Lineage: Eukaryota; Fungi; Ascomycota; Saccharomycetes; Saccharomycetales; Saccharomycetaceae
Gene: RKI1
Product: LALA0S04e07602g1_1
Exons: 1
Coding region: 1-837 (278 amino acids)
Biological process (GO): pentose-phosphate shunt, non-oxidative branch; D-ribose metabolic process
Cellular component (GO): intracellular membrane-bounded organelle
Molecular function (GO): ribose-5-phosphate isomerase activity
Source: RefSeq, a predicted model, not a curated record
AUGUUGCAAAACUUCAGCAGGUGCGUUCAGUUCGUUCGUUUCAACGCGCGCAGUUUUAGUUUGAGAAUGAGCCCGCUACCAGACGUUAAAAAUUUACCAGUACUGCACAGUACGCUGGAACAAGCCAAAAGGUUUGCAGCUUACAGAGCAGUGGAUGAAAAUUUGGACUACGCUAACCACCGCGUGAUUGGCGUGGGAAGUGGGUCCACAGUGAUCUACGUGGCAGAACGUCUGGGCCAGUACCUUUUGGACCCUAAAUUCUCGAUCUAUGCGUCCCAGUUUGUAUGCAUUCCCACUGGAUUUCAAUCCAAAGAGCUCAUCUUGACAAAUGGACUUAGACUGGGGUCUAUCGAACAAUAUCCGGCUUUAGACAUCGUUUUCGAUGGGGCUGACGAAGUGGAUGUGAACUUGCAGCUCAUCAAGGGUGGAGGUGGAUGUCUGUUCCAGGAAAAACUGGUGAGCACUUCUGCUGCCAAAUUCAUCGUGGUGGCCGAUUACCGUAAAAGAUCUCCCAAAUAUCUAGGUACCAACUGGGUCAAAGGUGUUCCGAUCGAAGUUGUACCCUCCGGCUACAUUCGUGUCUUAAAUGACUUGAAGUGCAAAUUAAAGUGCAAAAACGCCGUUCUCAGGCAAGGUGCCCCCGCAAAGGCUGGACCAGUGGUCACCGACAACUGUAAUUUCAUCAUUGACGCGGACUUCGGAGAAAUCGAGCAUCCUGAAAAUCUGCACAGGGACAUCAAGAUGUUGGUCGGCGUGGUCGAGACGGGUCUAUUCAUCGACAACGCUCAAAAAGCUUACUUCGGGAACCCAGACGGAUCUGUCGAGCUACAAGUUUGA